CAACCCCGCAACUAUACAAAACUAACCCUUUCCGAGCUUUAGUAAGUGCGUGUACUUUAACAAAUGAAAACGCUAAUAAAAUCGACUUGUUUGUAAUUUUUUCUUUCGGGCAUGGGCUGCAGCGCCGCAAAAAAUUUAACAGUCGAGCCUUUAGAUGGCAAUAAAGUCACAGAAUUAUCUAACGGCAACGCGGAAACGAGAAAAAUCUCGAUUCCCAGGAGCGUCUCGGACGUACCGCCACUUGAAGGAGAGGACCCACAGACUGAGAUUUUAGCCGAAACUGCCACAGUCAAUAAUAUACAAAAAGGAGCAAAUGGAUUAUCGUUUGAAAUCGCCUUUCAAGACGAAGGCGAAGAGAGUAUCAUUAGAAAACAUCCACCGAAAAGAUUUCAGCGGCUGGAGGAACAACAAACGAGUCCGACCACAACUUUGGUCAAACUCCAGGAAAAACUCGACGAGGCUGAAAUUAGACGGCAGCAGAUUUUGCAGCAGCGAGUUCAGUCAGCAAAGUUCCGAAACAUUUUGAAGAAACAGUCAAGUGUGUCUUCACUAGACGAAGAACCUGGCCUUUUGAAGGUGCCCCCGGACAUACCCCACCCAGCGAAUCCUUACGAUGUGUCGUACAUUUAAAAUUGUGUCACGUUGUUUUGUCGGGGUGGUUUAUUUGCACUUGAUUGAUUACCGGGAUUUGAAUAAAUUUGAAAAAAAUUUGGGCCAUCCGGCGAGGAUUUAAAAAAGUGCGGACUAAAUUGACAUAUA
This is a messenger RNA of Tribolium castaneum (red flour beetle), 759 nucleotides long. RefSeq lists its product as hypothetical. The transcript is spliced from 4 exons. Bases 112 to 630 code for a protein of 172 amino acids. NCBI's taxonomy places the organism in Eukaryota, Metazoa, Arthropoda, Insecta, Coleoptera, Tenebrionidae. The record is from RefSeq and is a predicted model, not a curated record.